This is a messenger RNA of Dentiscutata erythropus, 435 nucleotides long. Lineage: Eukaryota; Fungi; Glomeromycota; Glomeromycetes; Diversisporales; Gigasporaceae. The record is from the annotation of a GenBank genome assembly.
UUUGUGUAAAUUCUGCAUGUGUUGAAAGGCUUUUUUCAUGUAUGGGCUGGUUUCAUAAUAAAUAUCGUAACCAUUUAAAGCCUAAAAAAGUAUUACAAAUGAGUCAAUUGCGUGCUGCAAUGAAUUAUCGUAAUAAUUUAAAAGUGAUUGAAAAUUCAAUUAAAAAAUUUCAAGACAAUAUUCAACUAUCACAACCACAGUCUGAUAAUUCCAAAAGACUAACAGAUUCUACACAAAACAAUCAAGAUUAUGCUGCAGUUGUUAGUGAUUCUGAGGAUGAAGAAAUUCAAGAAGAAAGAAAUAACAAUGCUAUGAGCGUGGAAGAAUGGAAUGAAAUAGUGUCAAAAUGGAUUACUAUGAUUGAUGAUGAUGAGCAUGCGGGCAAUAUAAUUGACCACCCAUCGAUUAAUAAGGAUGCAAAGUGGAAUCUUAGCA